This is a messenger RNA of Sinocyclocheilus grahami, 578 nucleotides long. RefSeq names its product synapse differentiation-inducing gene protein 1-like. The transcript has 2 exons. The record is from RefSeq and is a predicted model, not a curated record. NCBI's taxonomy places the organism in Eukaryota, Metazoa, Chordata, Actinopteri, Cypriniformes, Cyprinidae. The coding region runs from base 1 to 435 and encodes 144 amino acids. Gene Ontology annotation, cellular component: membrane.
AUGGAUCCAAGCCAGUCUUUCAAUCAGCCUCCAGGGGCUUCAAAUUCAUCUGAGAAAUCAGCAGCACCACCAGCAUACCAGCACAAUCCAAACCAGCCGGUUCCCCAGGGCCCCUACACCCAGGGGCCAUAUCCAGGACAAGCUGUGGUCACUGUGCAGCCUGCAGUUUUUGUGACCGCUGCUCCAUUGGCCAAUCCAGUGCCAGAUUACCUGGGUUACUCCAUUUUUACCAUGCUGUGCUGCUGCUUACCUCUGGGCAUUGCUGCGCUGAUUUACUCCAUCUCUACUCGAGAUGCCAACUUCUCAGGACAGCGAGAAUUAGCAGAGAAGAACUCCAAAACGGCGCUCAUCCUGAAUCACAUCGGCCUUGGUAUUGGCCUCGUUGUCAUUGUAUUGUUCACUAUCAUCCAGAUUGUGAUUUUGACUGCUAGAUAAAAGCUGUUAGAGCUAACAUGGUUGGAUGUAGAUUACAAACUGUUGUUUUCUGUAUUAGUUUUACUGUAUUUUAAAUGUUACUUUCACAAUUUAUCAUUAUUCUUAUAUGCAUUAAGACUGAUUAUUGUAUGUUUAAAUAAACU